Molecule: messenger RNA, 435 nt
Organism: Effrenium voratum
Lineage: Eukaryota; Dinophyceae; Suessiales; Symbiodiniaceae
Source: the annotation of a GenBank genome assembly
AUGUCGCAGGAGUUCAGAAGCUCGUAUGCGGAUGCAGCCCCCUACUUCAAUCAGCCAGAAGUGGCUUUGGCGUUGGUUCUUUGCUCGGCGGUUCGAUGGCCUGCAGAAGGCCACCAGCUUGUGCCCGGAACCUCACUGAGGUACUGGUUCCACGGCUGUGGUGGUGUGAGGAUACCAAUGCUGAACAUUGACCUGGAGGGGCUCCUGCCAGAUUCCUUGCAGUUGCUCAACAGCCCAACAAGGGGUGCCACUGAAAGGGGGGAGAAGUGGGAAGAGCUGGUUGCAAAUGCCAGGGGCAGGGUCCCUUUUUUGGAGAUCUACCCUACGGAGGAUCCACAUUUGCGAGCUGUUUUGGAGCCGUUCGAAGUUUGCUGGAGUGAUAGUGUGGAAUAUCCAAGCGGCCAAGGCAAUGAAGCAACUGUCAUGAGUCAGUGA